GACAGUUUCGUUCAUUGAAGUUCGUCGAUCACAGCGACAGCGUGUAAACCAUUCACUCGCCAGCCGUGGGAAUACAUGUGGGUACGCUCCGUUGUUCAUUUGUGUUCGCCUGCUAUAUUACGUUUACUUUAGUUAUUAACGGAUUACUACAGCUAAAAAAUAAGAUUCAUCAUGGCUGUAGAGACUCUGAUCGUGUUUGGAUUAUUCAGUCUGGUUAUGGGGACCCAACAGCAGAUCCCCAGCUGUAAAACCUCUCAAUACUUUGAAAAAAGUUUAAACGUGUGUCGACCCUGCAGACAAUGUCCUGUAAACGAAGUUAUCCGACAUCCCUGCGAAAAAACCCGGGACACUGUGUGUGGACCUUUCAUCGAAUUCGACGAGUUCCACCAAGCACCGUUCAUCAACCUUCUGCCAAGCAAGAACAAUAUUUCCCAAGAAGUAUUUGUGACCAAUGAAUUAAAUAUUGAUGUGAACACCCCGAAUAAUGACCCCUCGGACGUUCGUGGACAGGCCCCGAUUACAAUGAAGAACGGGAAGUGGUACACGCUGGCCAUGGCAUUACUCGGAGUGUUAUCGUUUGUUUCUCUCUUCGUCAUCGUCUACAUCAUCCUCGUAUGUUUCGUCUGCAAGAAACGCCGAGAGGAAAAGGAAAUCAUCUAUGAUCCUGAAAUGUGCACUCCUGCGCCGUCACCGAUGCAGACGUACUACCCUCCGCGCAACAAGAAGGCAACGUCGGCCGACGUGGAGGAGAGCGACGAUAGCUCCGGCGGCGGUCGGAUGAUAGUGCUCCCAAAUAUAUACACGCCGUUCACAAGCCAGGAUUGCGAGUACGAUGCGGAUAACAGCGGACAGACCGUGUCAUCCGGCUCCACUAACUACGUCUACUUCAAGGCGCCGACCUCGUCGUAGUAGGAUACGAUUACUAUGUAUGAUUUUAAUGUUUUGGAAACUUGAGAAUAUCUAUGGUACAAGUAGUACCGUGCUUGUGUUGGCAUACAAAUUCAAAUUAAAACGGGAUACAGAUUUUUCACGAUGUGACGGUUUGACGAAAAUAUAUAAUUAUUUGAUGCUACCAUGGAAAGGUGAAUAGGUAUGGGUGUGUUGGCCUCGGACAUCUUAUGGUCAUCUAGUCAGUGGAAACGCCUUCCCCCAAAAUGACCACUGUCCUUCGAUAGCCAGUGGCAAACGGACCAAGUGCAACCCCUUCUGAUCUGAUCACGUACAACGGACCCGCCAACAAAGUACGCCCAACGAAGCCUGACCGUUCCGUGAGGGAAUGUACUUUAAUAUGCGAGUGCUCUGCAGUAUCAGAUUCCAGUUGCCAUGCUAGAGGCCCGGGAUACCCACGUGACUAAGACUUUCCUUACAAGGACAAAUACUGUUUUAUGUGUGAUACAUAUAAAGUUCAUGGAAUUCAUAUUUUACCACGGAUUUAUAAUAAACAAAAGGAUGAGUUAAUGGAACUUUUUGAGACAUUACAAGGACCUAGAAUAUGUGGGACACAUUUUAUUCUGCUUGCGUUUUUUCCGAACAAGUGUGCUUUGUCUAUUCACGUUUUGAUUAUUUGAAAUCCGACCGGAUUUUUCUUCGACUUCCGAUUCGUUUCGGAUAUUUUUUUCUAAGUUGAUUUAGAUAAAUAUAUUGACCAAAGGGACCAGAUUGUCUCGAUCAUGAGAUUCCAAAGAAUACUAAUAUUUUGUAUGCUAUGUCUGUGAUUUCUUUAUUGUAUUUAUUGAUUCUUUAUUAUUUUUCUAUUUGAUAAUGAUGAUGCAAACAAUGCAAGAAGUUUGUAAUUAUAAAAUAACUUGAAAUCAAAA
Molecule: messenger RNA, 1817 nt
Organism: Mizuhopecten yessoensis (Yesso scallop)
Lineage: Eukaryota; Metazoa; Mollusca; Bivalvia; Pectinida; Pectinidae
Exons: 4
Coding region: 172-909 (245 amino acids)
Molecular function (GO): protein binding
Source: RefSeq, a predicted model, not a curated record